Molecule: messenger RNA, 765 nt
Organism: Tarenaya hassleriana
Lineage: Eukaryota; Viridiplantae; Streptophyta; Magnoliopsida; Brassicales; Cleomaceae
Product: guanine nucleotide-binding protein subunit gamma 3-like
Exons: 5
Source: RefSeq, a predicted model, not a curated record
CCUCGGGGCGGCGGCACGGCGGUUGCUCCGCCGUCCCUACUGCCUCCACGGCCAAAGUCUCCGCCGGCGUACCCUGACUUGUACGGGAAACGCAGAGAGGCAGCGAGGGUCCAGAUGCUCGAGAGAGAGAUUGGCCUUCUCGAGGCGGAGCUUAAAUUCAUCGAGGGCAUACCGCCGGCCUCUAAGUACUGCAAAGAGGUCUCUGAUUUCGUGGUGGCAAACUCCGACCCUUUGAUCCCUGUGCAGAAGAAGAGUCGAAGACCAUGCCGGUUCUGGAAAUGGCUCUGUAGCGGAAUCCCGUGCUUGAACCUGCUGAGCUUCUGCUGUUGCUGCCAAUCUGAGUGCUCGUGCCAUCUGAGACGGCCCAAGUGCUGCGACUGUGACUGCUGCUUCCGACCCAACUGCUGCCACUGCAACUGCUGCAGAUGCUCUUGCCCCUCGUGCUCGGACUGUUGCCCGAAACCAAGCUGCAGCAGCUGCUGCUGCCCGAGCUUUCGAGGUUGCUGUUCUUGUUCUUGUUGUUGUUCUUGUCCGGACAUGAAGAAGGCAUGUUGUUGCGUCCCUAAAGGAUGCUGCAGCGGUUGGAAAUGGCCGUCUUGUCCGAAGAGCUCAUCAUGUUGCAGAUGCAGAUGCAGAUGUUCUUCUUGUUUCAGAUGUCCAAAGCUAAGACUUUCUUGUUGUUGCUGCAACUGUAAAAAUCCCUGUUCUACUCCUUGCUGCUUAGCCUUCUAAGAGUAUCAAAUAAAUUUUUUCUCUUUGAGACCA